ACAUCUUUUUGAGUAUUGAACGAGAUCUUCAUGCAUAUCCUUCUGGUGAUUCCAGAGUUACAGAUACUUUAUCUUUAUUAAGACAAUUGGACACUUUCUUUCCUGACUUCAGUUUCUAUUGUAUUCACAGAGAAUUGAUUGUUUUCUUUCUGGAUCUCAAUGAAUUGAACGUUCUCUAUCAUUAUCAUCAUGAGAAAUCGAAUGUGAGUCUUGAUGAAUUAAAUGUUCUCUAUUAUCAUCAUCAUAAGGAAUCAAAUGUGGAUCUCAAUGAAUUGAAUGUUCUUUAUCAUCAUCAUGAGGAAUCAAAUGUGGAUCUCAAUGAAUUGAAUGUUCUUUAUCAUCAUCAUGAGGAAUCAAAUGUGGAUCUCGGUGGGUUGAAUGACCUCUAUUGUUUUCAUAAAGAAUUGAACGUGAAUCUUAAGAGUACAAGCCAGAGCCGUAUUCCUAUAGAAGAUUCUAUAGAGGAUUUCAUAGAGGUGAAUGAAAUAGAAUUAGAUGAUAAUAGUGAUGUUAUAAUUGAGCAGAUUUUAUCUAAAAGUGAAGAAGAAUCUGAUGAAUUUGAUAUUGAUGAAGAUAUAUAUUUUAGCGAAGACGAAGCAGAGGAAGAAGGACGAACUAUUAACUUUGAUGUCCCAGAAUCAGUUUACAGCGACGAAUAUCCUGAUAUAUCAACUGCAAAUAUUAAUCAAAGUUUUAUGUGGAUCGUAUAUUGGAUUCUCAAAUAUCAUGAGAGGUAUCAGUUAUCAGAUACGGUUACUAAUGCCUUAUAA
This is a messenger RNA of Funneliformis caledonium, 770 nucleotides long. NCBI's taxonomy places the organism in Eukaryota, Fungi, Glomeromycota, Glomeromycetes, Glomerales, Glomeraceae. The record is from the annotation of a GenBank genome assembly.